UCCUACCUAGAAAACCGCCGCAGCCCUCAACCAUUUCGUCGUCCUCCCGAGAGUUUGAAUCAAACCGCCCCCGCUGCCGGCCGGGAGAGACAGCGCGAAGCCGCCACCGCCGCCGCAGCCGCAGCGAUGGCUCGCACCAAGCACGCGGCCGUGAAGAAAUCGAAGGAGCAGCCCAAGAAGAAGCUCCAGUUCGCGCGCUCCCCGCACCGGAGGGCGACGCCGACAGGUGGGGCGAGCACCUCGGGGACUCCGGGGAGGGCUGCGGGGACCGGGGACGGAGCAGCGGCUGGAGCAGGUACGCCGGGGCGGCAGCAGCAGAGGGUGAAGAAGCCCCACCGCUGGAGGCCAGGGACAGUAGCACUGCGAGAGAUCAGGAAGUACCAGAAAUCCACUGAGCUGCUUAUCCCCUUUGCGCCAUUCGCCCGUCUGGUGAGGGAGAUCACUGACUUCUACUCAAAGGGCAAGGUAACGCGCUGGACCCCGCAAGCGCUCCUUGCGAUGCAAGAGGCAGCAGAAUUCCACCUGAUCGAACUGUUCGAAGUAUCAAAUCUUUGUGCCAUCCACGCCAAACGUGUUACUAUCAUGCAAAGGGACAUACAGCUUGCAAGGCGUAUCGGGGGAAGGUUUUGGUGAAUGGUGAUAGACUAAUCAUAUGUUUUUGUGGACCCUACUGCCUGAUGUAGGACAUGAAAUAUGUGUGGUUGGUCUUAGCAUCUUCGAGUGUAAUGUAGAUGUAUCUUAAUCCAGGGAGCAGCUUAUCGUCAAUCUGAUUUGCUAGGUGGCUUUUGGAGCAGCCUGACAUUGGCUAAGAUUCAGUAGAUUUUAUGACUCGUUUGUAAUUCAAGUGAUUAUUUGACAUGUUCAGAUGAACUGGUUCCUAGGAGUUAUGGUGUCAAUGAAUGUUUGCAUGGAAUAAUUUGUUUCAGGUAGCAUUCAAGAUAUUCAGACUGAAGUAUCGGUUUUUGGUCCAUGCGCCUCUGAUAUGUUUCUAUUCUGAUGAAUGUUACUCGGAUGAUCUGUUAACAUGCAGACAGAUACACAAUGCUGA
This is a messenger RNA of Setaria italica (foxtail millet), 1048 nucleotides long. Its product is annotated as histone H3. Gene Ontology annotation, cellular component: nucleosome. The transcript has 7 exons. The record is from RefSeq and is a predicted model, not a curated record. NCBI's taxonomy places the organism in Eukaryota, Viridiplantae, Streptophyta, Magnoliopsida, Poales, Poaceae. The coding region runs from base 127 to 633 and encodes 168 amino acids. Gene Ontology annotation, molecular function: structural constituent of chromatin; protein heterodimerization activity; DNA binding.